Molecule: messenger RNA, 3514 nt
Organism: Pezoporus flaviventris
Lineage: Eukaryota; Metazoa; Chordata; Aves; Psittaciformes; Psittacidae
Product: UDP-glucuronosyltransferase 2A2-like
Exons: 7
Coding region: 127-2358 (743 amino acids)
Molecular function (GO): UDP-glycosyltransferase activity
Source: RefSeq, a predicted model, not a curated record
GGCCUCACCUGUGCAACAGCAAACUCCUGCUUUUGCUAGUGAAGAGCCACCAAACACAGCACAGAGGUGCAGCACUGCCAGCUGGAAGGGAAACAUUCCCAGGAUACCUGGCCCUUUUGUCUUGCCAUGGCCACAAAAGCCAACAGCUCUAAGAAAUCCCUCCAGCUGCUCCUUUUCCAGGUUGCUCUUCUAGGGCCUGUCUUCUGUGGGAACGUGCUGGUCUGGCCAACAGAAGGCAGCCACUGGCUGAAUAUGAAGAUAGUUACAGAGGAGCUCAUCCGCCGUGGGCACAGCGUCACUGUCCUGGUGUCCAACGCUUCCCUCUUCAUUAAAUCCAGGGAUGAUGCCAUGGAGAAGUUUGAGGUCUAUAACGUGCCCUUCAAGACGGAUAUCAUCGAGACCAUGAUCGAGGACCUAGUGGCACUGUGGCUGAACAACAGGCCAACCACCCUGACCUUCUGGCAGUUUUACAGGGAGAUGGGGAAGCAGAUCAAGAACUGGCAUGACAUGAACAGGCUGAUGUGUGAUGCAGUGCUAACCAACCACGAGUUGAUGGCCCACCUGCAGGGGUCCGGCUAUGACCUGCUGCUGUCAGACCCGGUCACCCUCUGCGGGGACCUCCUGGCUCUCAAGCUGUCCAUCCCCUUCGUGUACUCGCUGCGCUUCUCCCCAGCCUUCACCGUGGAGAGGCACUGUGGCAAGAUGCCAGCACCACUGUCCUAUGCACCUGCAGCCCUGUCAGAGCUCACCGACUGCAUGUCCUUUGGUGAGAGGAUAAAAAACACCUUGUCUUACCACUGGCAAGACUUCAUUUUUCAGAGCUACUGGGGACACUGGGACACCUACUAUAGCAAGAUCUUAGGUAACCACUGGCUGAACAUGGAGUACAUACUCGAUGAGCUUGUGGUCCGGGGCCACGAGGUGACUGUGCUACUGCCUUCAUGCUUCCUCAUCCUCAACGCCACACAGGCCUCACCCUUCCAGUUUGAGGUGAUUGAGGCACCGAUCACCAAAAAGGAGAUGGCUGCCAUGCUGGAAGAAGGUUUCUAUUUUUGGUUUUAUGAGGAGAGUCAGCUACCCAUCUGGGAAAGUGUUUACAGGAUGGCUCAAGUGCUGUACAAGAUGGAGAACUUAACCAAAACCAUUUGUGACAGAGUCCUGAAGAAUAAGGCACUGAUGCAGAGACUGAGGGCAUCCAACUUCGAUGUCCUCUUGGCAGACCCGCUGGUACCCACCGGGGAGCUGAUUGCUGAGAAGCUGGGUAUCCCCUUCAUAUACACCAUCCGGUUCUCCAUGGGCAACACAGUGGAGCGGCUUUGUGGGACACUCCCAGCACCUCCUUCCUACGUACCAGCCACCCUAAGCGGCCUAGCAGAUAGGAUGUCCUUCCUGGAAAGGCUAAAGAACAUCUUCUCCUACACUGCUCAGGAUUUUGUGUAUCAUUUCCUUCUCUGGGGAAGCUGGAAUCAAUACUACACUGAUGUAUUAGGAAGGCCCACAACACUGUGUGAGACGAUGGGGAAAGCAGAGAUAUGGUUAAUCAGGACUUACUGGGAUUUUGAAUUUCCACGCCCUUUCCUGCCCAACUUCGAGUUCGUUGGAGGACUUCACUGCCAGCCCGCAAAGCCCUUACCAAAGGAAAUGGAAGAAUUUGUUCAGAGCUCAGGAAAACACGGCAUUGUGGUAUUCUCUCUUGGGUCAAUGGUCUACAACCUAACUGCUGAAAAAAGCAACAUCAUUGCCAGAGCCCUCAGCCAGCUUCCACAAAAGGUCCUCUGGCGGUACAAAGGAAAAAAACCAGAAACUCUCGGCUCCAACACCAGGAUUUAUGACUGGAUACCCCAAAAUGACUUGCUUGGCCAUCCACUGACAAAGGCCUUUAUUACUCAUGGUGGGACCAAUGGGAUCUAUGAAGCUAUCUACCAUGGGAUCCCAAUGGUUGGGAUUCCCAUGUUUGCUGACCAGCAUGACAACAUGGCUCACAUGAGAGCAAAGGGAGCUGCAGUCGGGCUGGAUUUCAGCACAAUGACGACGCAGGACUUAGUUGAUGCACUGAAUACAGUCAUUAACAAUUCCACCUAUAAGGAAAAUGUUCUAAGGUUAUCCAAGAUACACCAUGACCAGCCAAUCAAGCCUCUGGACAGAGCUGUCUUUUGGGUUGAAUUUGUCAUGCGUCACAAAGGAGCAAAGCACUUGAGACCAGCUGCUCACAAUCUCACCUGGUACCAGUACCACUGCCUGGAUGUUCUGGCAUUCUUGUUCACCUGUACAGCCACUGCUGUCUUCAUUCUUGUCAAGUGCUGCUUAUUUUGCUGUAGGAGACGUGGCAAAGGGAUUGCAAAGAGGAAGAAAGAAUAAUCAUCCUGUUUCUGUCAGCACUUUUUCUUCUCCUAUGCCCAUUCAGCAAGGCAUUUAUGCACAUACCUUCCCAAAUAAAAUGAUUAGCAUAUGCUUUAAGCUGGGCGUAUCAUGAAGCACCCCACUGAACUGGGUCAUACUAAAAACCUGUUGUGAGGCAGGGCUACUUGCUUGACCAGCAAAUUCCUUCUGGCCUAAAUAAGAUCAAAUUGUAGCUGCUUUAUCCCUUGGGACCCCUUUAGCUGAUAACACAUAUGAUCUGCAGAAUAAUGAUUGUUGGUCGAACUUUUCAAAUUCAUUUUGGUAUUGCACAAAUUCAGCCUUCCCAUAUGUGGUACUGUGGGUCCCUUAAUCUGCAUCUAGUCUCCUUACCUUAACUCUGUCCUCUCCUGUAAUAACACCCAGGUUUGAUGAUUCACAACCAAAAUGCCUCUCCUGUCAGAAUAGCUCUCUCCAGAUUGGAGUCAUGGGCUCCUAAAAAGCACCCAUCUGAAUGGCCAAGAUCAUGAAAACCUGGGAGCUGUAAGUGCCUGGUGAAGCCUGUAUAUCACAUUUGUACAAACGCACUACUUGGCAGCUGAAGGGAGACCAAAGUCCCAAAACCACCAGAGAAAUUACUUUGUUGAAAAUAACUUCUUUCCCAUUCAGUCUGCAGUCCUCCUGCACAGGCCACUGUUCUAGCUGCAAUCGUAUGAAGGUGUGAAAACCACCUCUGUCAGAAACUUGCCCAUCUUAGUCCCCCAACGGCCCCUGAGCCAUGCUAACUCAUAAAUACAGGAAAACUUCUAGACAUGGAACUUGCAAGGAAGUAACAUUACAUGUGGGAGCACUGCAAAAGUCACUUGCCUUGCCUGAAAAGUUUUUGGGAAAAUAAUGUUGCUCUUGGAUCAGGUAAGAGUGGUAGUAAAUACAGCACUCCUUAAAUUGUUCAAGGUGCACUUACUGACGAAAGCCCGCUAAAAUUGUUUGCUGAAGCCUCCUGUUCUAGGCAAGAUUGUUCCACUGCUGUGCCAGCUUACUCAAGAAGGAACCAAUCCCAAUUUUAACUGGUAUUUGUGGUAUUCUGGAUGCUGCAAAAUUGUUUUCAAAUAGAACAGGCUGAGAAAACAUGGCAUAUUUGUUUACAUAAUAAAAUUCCUACACUCUGUUAACUUUA